Molecule: messenger RNA, 1496 nt
Organism: Daucus carota subsp. sativus
Lineage: Eukaryota; Viridiplantae; Streptophyta; Magnoliopsida; Apiales; Apiaceae
Product: BES1/BZR1 homolog protein 4
Exons: 3
Coding region: 278-1249 (323 amino acids)
Biological process (GO): brassinosteroid mediated signaling pathway; DNA-templated transcription
Molecular function (GO): DNA-binding transcription factor activity
Source: RefSeq, a predicted model, not a curated record
GCUUGUUUAACUUAAUAUUUAAAUUAAUGACAAUAAUGUAGUUUAAAUUAUUCUAGUGGGAGUCUCUAUCGACAACAAAAGAAUUUCAAACAGUCGAGUCAAACAAAUGAAACUAAUGAUUACUAUCACAUCACUUGUUGUCAGUCACAUGAUCCUAGUUUGAUAACACCAUGUCUUCUGUUAUGUUUUGUCCAAAUUCUUUGUAAUUUCAGGGAGAGGUGGGAGAGAAAGCGAGAGAGACAGAGAGAGAGAGGGGGAGAGAGAGGGAGAGAGAGAGAUGGCAACGGGAGGAGGAGGAGGAGGAGCAAGUAGAUUGCCGACAUGGAGGGAGAGAGAGAACAACAAGAGAAGAGAGAGGCGAAGGAGAGCCAUUGCGGCGAAGAUAUUCUCCGGACUGAGAAUGUAUGGCAAUUAUAAUCUCCCCAAGCAUUGCGAUAACAAUGAAGUUCUCAGAGCUCUUUGCAACCAGGCUGGUUGGAUUGUUGAGCCCGAUGGCACCACCUAUCGCAAGGGAUGCAAGCCUGUAGAACAUGUGGAUGCUAUGGGAGGAUCUGCACCAGUGAGUCCUUGCUCGUCUUAUAACUUAAGUCCCUGUGCUUCUUACAACCCUAGUCCCAUGUCCUCUUCCUUCCCUAGCCCAGCUUCAUCCUCUUAUGCUGCUAAUGCAAAUGUAGAUGGCAAUUCCCUCAUCCCGUGGCUCCAAAACCUAUCAUCUUCAUCCUCAUCCGCCUCUUCCUCCAAGUUUCAGCAUCAAUAUAUGCAAACUGGCUCCAUCAGUGCUCCGGUCACUUCUCCUUUGAAUUCCCCAGCUCGAACCCCUCGAUUUAGAACUGAAUCUGGCUGGAAUGCACCACAUUACUCUUCAGUCCCUUUCUCCACUCCACCAAGCCCUGGGUAUCAGAUCUUCCCAAAUCCAGAUUGGUUCAAAGGCCUCCGAAUUCCACAGAGCGGCCCGUGUUCUCCAACGUUCAGCCUUGUGUCUCCAAAACCAUUUGGCUUCACGGACGAGGCUCAAGCAGGCAACGGUUCUCGUAUGUGGACUACUGGACAGAGCGGGAACUGUUCUCCCGCUUUGGCAGCAAGUAUGGACCAGGAUGCCAAUGUGCCUAUGGAUGUAUCCCUAUCAGAUGAAUUUGCAUUUGGAAACAACACAAAGAAGCAAGUGAAGCCGUGGAAAGGUGAAAGGAUCCAUGAAGGGUUCGUUUCAGAUGAUCUCGAGCUCACUCUGGGAACCUCACAGACAAGGUAAGAAGGUGAAGCAAUCCGAAUACAAGCGGUCUCAUUGCCAGUCUCGAACUAUGUUAUCUUGUUCUAAGAACAGAAUAGAAGCCUUCUGUAUAGUCUGUAGUCAUCUUCAUUAUAAAUGUUCUGUCUGGAGUAUGAAAUUAAUUCAUGUGUUCUCACCUAUGUCUAUCGCCUCGUUCACUUUGUGUUCAGUGAGAUAUCUUCGACAUUAUAUUCAAUAUAGAGCUGCAAUGAUUCGGGUGGUUUUAAAA